This is a messenger RNA of Coffea eugenioides, 2376 nucleotides long. Its product is annotated as probable beta-1,4-xylosyltransferase IRX14. Gene Ontology annotation, molecular function: xylosyltransferase activity; galactosylgalactosylxylosylprotein 3-beta-glucuronosyltransferase activity. Gene Ontology annotation, biological process: glucuronoxylan biosynthetic process; plant-type secondary cell wall biogenesis. Bases 368 to 1918 code for a protein of 516 amino acids. The record is from RefSeq and is a predicted model, not a curated record. Gene Ontology annotation, cellular component: Golgi membrane. NCBI's taxonomy places the organism in Eukaryota, Viridiplantae, Streptophyta, Magnoliopsida, Gentianales, Rubiaceae. The transcript has 3 exons.
AGCUUUUGCUUCCAUGUCCGAAGAAUUUACAGCUAAUCUCUUCCGUCUCCGUCCCUCCCUUCUUCCCUUUUCCGCUCAUCCCAUUUCCGUUUCAAGCCCGAAAUUGUUAACCAGGAAAAAGGAAACAAUACUACCAAACUAAGCAACCCAUUCAAUUCUUUUGAAUUCAUUCUUUAACUCGAAGAUAUCUCCCACCCAACUCCCACCCCAUCCUUUUCCUUCAACCGCACUCACCAGUCUGUCCCCCUAUCAAACCCCCAACUUAUCACCACCUACUCAAACUUGAGCUCAAACUAACAAACCCAUUUCUUCUCUCUCUCUCUCUGUAGAAGGAAAAGGGGGGGAGGAACUUAACGGCAAACAAGAAAUGAAGUUAACGGCGUUGCAGCAGCAGAGUCGCCGGAGCAAUAGCUUCAGAGGAUCCUCGCCUUUAGAUUCGUCAAUGGAUGGGGCAAUCAAAUCUCCAGUUACGAUUUUCUGGCUGGUUCUUCAUGGUCUUUGCUGUUUAAUUAGUCUUGUUUUGGGCUUCAGAUUUUCUCGUUUAGUUUUCUUCCUUCUCUUUUCCAAUACUUCCAAUACCAUGACUAGUAAUAAUUUGUACUCCACGUCCUCGUUCGGUAACCCGUCUGAACCCCUAGCUUUCCAGUCUACUUUAGGAGCUGUUACUUCUACUUCCACUUCACUUCCGGCUAUGAAUUUGACGACGACGGCGGCUUCAGGGACGAGUAGUAGUCGGGUGGUGGUUGGGCGACACGGGAUAUUGAUUAGGCCGUGGCCGCAUCCGAAUCCGGCUGAGGUGAUGAUGGCGCACCGGUUAAUUGAGAGGGUGCAAAGGGAGCAGAGGAUGCAAUACGGGGUUAAGAACCCUAGGGCUGUGAUUGCUAUCACUCCAACUUACGUUCGGACUUUCCAGACGCUGCAUCUUACUGGAGUGAUGCAUUCCUUGAUGAACGUGCCCUAUGAUCUCGUCUGGAUCGUUGUCGAGGCCGGUGCGGUUACCAAUGAGACUGCUUCGCUGCUUGCUAAGUCUGGCCUUACAACUAUCCAUGUUGAAUACGGCAAGAAAAUGCCGAUUCUUUGGGAGGAUCGGCACAAAUUGGAGGCGAAGAUGCGCCUACAUGCUUUGAGAUUGGUGAGAGAGAAGAAACUAGAUGGAAUAGUGAUAUUUGCUGAUGAUAGUAAUAUGCAUAGUAUGGAACUUUUUGAUGAGAUCCAAAAUGUGAAUCAGUUUGGGGCUGUUUCUGUUGGAAUCCUUGCUCAUUCGGGUGGUGAUGGUGAGGAUGAAACGGCAGUGGUACAGAAGGAAGAGGAAAAAAAUUCAGGAUUGCCAGUUCAGGGUCCAGCUUGCAAUUCGUCGAAUCAUUUGGUGGGUUGGCAGACUUUCAAUUCGGCUACGUUUAUGGAGAGGAGUGCGAGGUAUGUUGGUGAUAGGGCAAUUGUGCUGCCCAGGAAGAUGGAGUGGGCUGGGUUUGUAUUGAAUUCUAGAUUAGUCUGGAGGGAUGCAGAAGAUAAGCCAGAUUGGGUGAGGGAUCUGGACGAGGUAGCUGCAGAUGAAGAAGAUGUUGAGAGUCCGCUGUCCUUUGUUAAGGAUGCUUCUGUGGUGGAGCCUCUUGGGAGUUGUGGGCGUAAAGUCAUGAUCUGGUGGCUUCGAGUUGAAGCACGGGCAGACAGCAAAUUCCCUGCCGGAUGGGUGAUUAACCCUCCCCUGGACGUUACGGUCCCAGCAAAACGCACACCGUGGCCAGAUGCUCCUCCUGAACUCCCACUCCCAGCGGGUGAAAUGGCGGUUGUUCUCCAAGAGAAUGCAGAGAAGCAUGCAACAAAAACCCGCUCAACCCGAAAACGAAGAAGCAAACGGAAGCACGCAACUAGAACCAUAGACGAGCGUGUUUCUACAAGGCAUGCUGGAGAGAACUAGGAUGUCUUAAUACCGGCCUUAAAAAUCUAAUAUACAUACCAUUGUGUGAAUUCUGCAGAGCAAAGAGGGCUCAAAGAUCAAAAGGUUGGAUACAGAGACGAUGUCUCAUGGAGUAAAUACAAGAUGGCAUCUGUCGCACUGCACUGUUUAUACAAACAUUUUCUUUUUCUAAUUUUGAGAUUCUUUUCAAUUUGCGAUUUCUUCCAAUUUCUUUUUUUUUUCCCUGGUGAUUAAUACCGUGAAUCUAGUGACGGUGAUAUGCCACCCUGUUCUGUUGCAUGGUUGGCAGAAAGCUUGUACUCACCGUUAUACUAGUUCUUAAGGAAUUCUUCGAAUAGAAGUUCUCAUAGAUUUUGUAUUAGUAGCCCCUUGGCAAAACCAGUUACGGUUUUUGCUUGUAAUGCUUUGAGACCAAUAGCAUGAUCUGUGAAUGAAAUCAGAGCCACCUCACCUUGUCA